UUGCCAGGAAUCGAACCAUGACUUCCUGGUUCAUAGGCUGACGCUCAACCACUGAGCCACACUGGCUGGGCUCUGUUAUUUUUUCAAUUCUCUUAAGUUUAAGAACAUAUAAGGUAGCAGUUAAGAACACUUGGCUGUGUGGCCUCUUGGCUUCCUCAGGGUUGAGUGUCUUGCUGCAGGAGCGCUUGGCACACUGCCUGGCACCCAGUAGCAUGUAAGGGACAGGUGACUGUUUCCAAGGUCAGCCUGGGCUCCACGCGGUCCCCCAUGUGCUCAUGCCGUGCUCCGCCCACAGGUGUACCCCGUCUGCGAGAGCCUGAAGGUGCUAGAGCCCUACUCGCGGCUGCCUCCCCACAAGCAUGUGGCACGGCCCGUGGAGGUCCUGGCUGGCCCACACCACCUUUACGCCGUUUUCCCGCGGCCCCACGGGGACAUGCACAGCCUGGUGCGCCGCCGCCGCCGCCUGCCCGAGCCCGAGGCCGCCAGGCUCUUUUGCCAGAUGGCCGCCGCCGUGGCGCACUGUCACCAGCACGGUCUGGUCCUGCGAGACCUCAAGCUGCGACGCUUUGUCUUCGCCGACUGUGAGAGGACGAAGCUGGUGCUGGAGAACCUGGAGGACGCCUGCGUGCUGACCGGGCCGGACGACUCCCUGUGGGACAAGCACGCGUGCCCGGCCUAUGUGGGACCCGAGAUCCUCAGCUCGCGGGCAUCCUACUCAGGCAGGGCGGCGGACGUCUGGAGCCUGGGCGUGGCGCUCUUCACCAUGCUGGCCGGACACUACCCCUUCCAGGACUCGGAGCCUGCCCUGCUUUUUGGCAAGAUCCGCAGGGGGACCUACGCCCUGCCCCGGGGCCUCUCCGCCCGGGCCCGCUGCCUGGUCCGCUGCCUCCUCCGCCGGGAGCCAGCUGAGCGUCUCACAGCCUCGGGGAUCCUGCUGCACCCCUGGCUUCGAGAGAACCUGACCCCCUCAGUCCCAUCCCGAGCCCACCUCUGGGAGGCUGACCAGGUGGUCCCCGAAGGGCCAGGGCUGGAGGAAGUUGAGGCAGAGGAGGGAGAAAGGGAAGUGGGCCUAUAUGGCUAGGACUACCCUACCCGACUCUCAGCUGUGAACUGUGGAUUGAGUUUGGGGCGUCCCCAAGCUCUCUCCUGCCUCUUUGAACUGAGAUGAACCCUAAGUGCCUUGUAGGAGGGAGAAAAGAGGAGGCAUGUUGAAGUGUGCUGCAGGCACGCCUGUGUGGUCCACACACCUGUUGGGAGCUCACUGUGUGCCUUGUUCCAGGUGCUGAGAACACAGCUGUGAACAAGAGACAAAACUCCGGCUCACAGGGCUGUCAGUCCUUCUCCAUCCCCACAGGCCAGUGUCUGCACUGGGCUGGGUACAACCAGUGCAGGUGACGGCGUCCACUCGUGCUGGCCGCCCCCCCCCCCCCACACUGCUGUCACGGACAGUCCCUUUCACGACCCACCCAGCUGCCUUUGUAUGUUGCACCUCUGAGAAAGGGAAGCGUCCUGUGCCAAAGCCUUCAGGCCUCUCCCCUGCACCUGAGGCCCAGAGCCCAGGCCCUGCUGCGAAUUCCGCUCCAGCCGCUGUGUCCUCUUGGUCAGGGGAUCCUCUGUCCAGGCCUGAGCCAAGGGUCUGGGCUGGCAGAUCAAGAGUCCAACCUGUGAGGCGGGUCCUCAUCCAGCUCAAGGAGUGGUUGGGAAUGAGGGUCCAGGCCUGUCCGCCUCAGCAGCUGUGACCCGAGCUGCUGACUGGAGUUGGGGGACAGGAUUAGGUGGGGUCUGCCCCUGGCCUCCUGGAAAGUCCUAAGUCCAGUUCUGGGGACACUUGGGGUCCAGAACCCCACAUCAGCACUGUAGGUUUUGGAUGCUCCGAGUAUAUAUUUUUACCUUGUGCCUAAUAAAGGAGUUCUGGAAUACG
This is a messenger RNA of Myotis lucifugus (little brown bat), 1921 nucleotides long. Its product is annotated as tribbles homolog 3-like. Gene Ontology annotation, biological process: protein phosphorylation; regulation of MAP kinase activity; positive regulation of proteasomal ubiquitin-dependent protein catabolic process. Gene Ontology annotation, cellular component: nucleus. Gene Ontology annotation, molecular function: mitogen-activated protein kinase kinase binding; ATP binding; protein kinase activity. The coding region runs from base 434 to 1081 and encodes 215 amino acids. The record is from RefSeq and is a predicted model, not a curated record. Lineage: Eukaryota; Metazoa; Chordata; Mammalia; Chiroptera; Vespertilionidae. The transcript is spliced from 2 exons.